GCGGUGCUGGCCUGACAGCCGCCCUACGUUAAAGCAGAUUCGUACAACAUUGCGAAGAUUAUUCCUUUCAAAGUGCCACGUGCAUCAGUCCAGAUGGGAAGAUACUUUGCCUUUCUGUUCGUGCUUGUCACCGCUUCCGCCGUCGCUGUGCAGUCAGCAGCACUUGUGAAGCUAACCGUCGAGCAAGUGGAGGAACCCGGAUGGGAGCUCAGCCGGGUCCUGUACGACAUUAAAAAUACCAUUGAGCCUCGGCAUUGCAGCGAUCUUUUGCGUGCUGGUCAGAGGAACAGUGGCGUUUACACAAUAUUCCAUCAGGCGGCGGGACCGUCGCGACAAAGCGUCUACUGUGACAUGAAAACCGACGGCGGUGGUUGGACGGUGAUCCAAAGGCGAGGACAGUUUGGAAACAGCGCCUACCACUUCUAUCGAAACUGGACAGAAUAUGUCAAUGGCUUCGGUGAUCCUGCUCAGGAGUACUGGAUAGGAAACAAUGCUUUGCACGCGCUGACGUCCGGCGACGAAGACAUGUCUCUUCGGGUGGUGCUGAAGAAUAACACAGAAUACAGCGUUUCUGCCGACUACGAAAGCAUUCACGUCGGCAAUGAAGACGACCUAUACAAGCUGCACUUGGGAAAGCUGGUAGGCCCAGAAGUCUUCUUCUUCCCUCCCUGGCUGGGAUGCCAUGGCGGACGGCAACGGUCACAACUUCUCCACCUUUGACCGCGACAACGAUUUUGGUCCUCGCAACUGUGCGGCCUUGUUCCGAGGAGGUUGGUGGUACAACGACUGCUACACGGCGAACCUUAAUGGGCUGAACCUGAAUGGACCGCAUGACAGCUACGGAGACGGUAUCGAGUGGAGCCUCAGA
Messenger RNA from Dermacentor albipictus, 868 nucleotides. Its product is annotated as techylectin-5A-like. NCBI's taxonomy places the organism in Eukaryota, Metazoa, Arthropoda, Arachnida, Ixodida, Ixodidae. The record is from RefSeq and is a predicted model, not a curated record.